Aptenodytes forsteri (emperor penguin) is the source of this 1473-nucleotide messenger RNA. Its product is annotated as carbohydrate sulfotransferase 8. The transcript has 4 exons. Gene Ontology annotation, cellular component: membrane. Bases 310 to 1254 code for a protein of 314 amino acids. Gene Ontology annotation, molecular function: sulfotransferase activity. The record is from RefSeq and is a predicted model, not a curated record. Lineage: Eukaryota; Metazoa; Chordata; Aves; Sphenisciformes; Spheniscidae. Gene Ontology annotation, biological process: carbohydrate biosynthetic process; proteoglycan biosynthetic process.
AGUGGGAGCCAGCAAAGAGCUGGCUCGUGCAUGGGGAAGACUGAACAGCAGGAUUGGGGUGAGAUCUGAUGGGCAUUUGGGAAGCUGGAAAGCAGGAUUUGCUGGGCAAGCUGACUGAAAAUGAUACAAGGAUGGCUUUUGGAGAUUGCUCUUAGGUGAUUUUCAUCGUUGGAGACCUUGCAUUACACAGAACUCUGUAUUGGGGUCUCCCAUCUGAAAACGUCUUCAGAAGAAGCCUUUGGACUUCACCUUCAGAAAGGCAGAUUUCCACUUCAGAGAUCACGUCAUCGUCCUUCCUGUGAAAAUAAUAUGAACCAAAAGGUGUUAGUUUUCCUUCUCCCAAACUUUAUUUUUGGGAUAUUUCUUUUUGGGUUUUUCUGUAAGAGACAAAAAAACCUAACAGGUGCUUUUCCUGAUCCCACUGAAGAUUGGCUGGCAAUUCAAAAUGAUCGCAAAAGCACACUGGCUUCUCUCUGCCUGAAGAACAACCUUCUUAAAUUAAGAAACAAAUUGGAUUCUCGUGUUGCAAACCAGCUCUUUGUGGAGCACAAACACAAAUUUAUCUACUGUGAGGUGCCCAAGGUAGGCUGCUCCAAUUGGAAGAGAACUAUUUUUCUUCUCCAAGCAGACUUGAAUGCGGAAGCUUCUGAAAUUGAGCAUGACCACAUCCACCAAACCUCGCUGAUCAAAAAGCUGGUGACUUACCCUCCUGACGUACGAAAGGAAUUUCUGAACAAUUAUACCAAAGUGAUGUUCACCAGACAUCCCUUGGAACGGCUGGUUUCAGCUUACAGAGACAAACUUCUGCACUCUGAGCCAUUCUACAGCAUCACUGUUGCUAAUGAGAUUAGGGCAAUGUUCAGGAAAAACAAAAAUUCUUCAGAAAAAGUGAGUUUCCAGGAGUUUGUCAACUUCAUUAUAGCAAAACCACCAAAUACUCUUGACAUUCACUGGAAACCAAUGUUUCUGCUCUGUGAUCCUUGCAACAUUCACUAUGAUAUUCUCGGUAAGUAUGAAACUCUUGGGUUAGAUUCUGAGCAUGUUCUGAAGGUCAUUGGAGCACCAGAGAGCCUGCACUACCCCAGCUUGAAGAGGUAUGGAUCAGAGAAACGAACUAAUGGUGAUAUCACCUUGGAGUAUCUCAGACAACUGAACUCAGAACAAGUUGAGAAGAUCAAAAAAUUGUAUCAAAUGGAUUUUUUCUUGUUCAAUUACACUAUGAAAUAUGAGGAUUAUUUUUCCCUGAAUGACUAAUGUAGGAUAAACAAAGCACAGUUUCCUUUGUACAAAAUGGGCUGAACUUGUCCUCACAGGUGCUUGAUAGGUGGCUUGGUGACUGCUGCUGAGAUUUUACUGGUGUUUGGAGACAUGGUUUAUCAUCCUAAGCACUCUUAUAACAAAUCCCUGCCAUGAUCUGUUGUACUGUACAGUACUUUACCUAUAUGAAAUUAUUGUCUUCCUGUUGAUCAUUAA